GUGUGAUGCUGUUGUCAUGAUCACAGAAUUGUACCGAAUAAAUAGUUAGUUACUUUAAUCCCAAAGCCACACAUCAAAUAUUUAUGAUUUGGCAUGUAUCAGAAAAAUCCGUUUAUCUAACUUCGAUAAGAUCAAAAUUAGCUUAAUUUACACCAAAAGUCAAACAUAAAUCAAGGAUUGGCGGGAAAUGGAAACGUUAGAUGCAAACGAAAAUGGCGAAACAGUUGACAAGACCACGUCAGAUUUUGUGCUUGGAUUGAAAGAAAGAGAGUCAUUGAAGAAAGAACUUGAAGAAAAAACUCGUGAAUUAAAUAGGGUCAAAGGCCAGAAUUAUGAUUUAGUGAAAAAGGUCGAAGACUUAGAGAAACAGGUCGCUGAUCUCAAGUCAGAUGUUAAAAGCCAGAUCAAAAGGCCAAAAAGUGGAAUGAUGUCAAAGAAAAAGGUUGCAAAACGAAAAGUUCCAAGAAAAAGCAAGCAGAAAGAUGGACUUUUGUCCCUUCCUUCAACUGGAGGAAGUGAAGAUAUUUUUGAGGAUACAGACAAACUAUAUGCGGCAAUUGCUGAGAAAUUUCCAGAGCUAACUCUGUCAACGGUUCUCAUUGCCGAGAAGAAAUUCAUAGAGGCGGACACGGACAAGAGUGGGACGAUAGAUGCCAAAGAAUUGGAGACGAUCUUGGAUACAAGUCAGAUGCUCUUUACAAAAGAUCAAGUAAACGAGAUUCUGGAAAGCAUUGAUUCAGAUAAUACAAAGUCUAUUGAUUUUUUUGAGUGUCUCGAGGCACUUGAUUUGGUGUACAAAAAUAGAAAGACCGGGUUACCACAGUCCCUACAGAAAAACAAGAGCGCGGUAUGUGUAAUUCAAUAGAAUUGCUGUGCUCAGUUCCAUUUUCAAUUCAUACAUUUGUAGACUAAAUAUAUUAUUGUUCCAGAAUAUGAAUGGAAGGGUUCCAUUUGAUCUUUUGUUGGUAUUUUGAGGACAGUUGUAAAUAUAUUUUUUCAAUAUAGAUAUGAAUAAUUAAAGAUUUUACAGAUAGGCUUAUAAUAACUGUUGAUGCAUACGGGUAAAUAAGAAAUGUACGACUCGAGGUUACGAAUAAAGGCUGGUAGCUAGGUACCUAUAUGUACUGGGACCUUUUUUAGUUUAGGAAGCAGACAUUUUUAAGGGGCAAGAUCAUUAUGAGUGUGCUAGUCCAUGCUUUGUAAAUCAUGUACCUAAUUUCUGAUAUAUUUCUGUCAGCAUUUAUUUCCCGUGAUAGAAUGAACGACUUCUAAACCAGAUUCACUCAAUACGCUACCAACUUGAUUUGAUUGUUGCACUUUUCAAAACCCAGUACCGAUCUCUUUUAAGUUGCCUAUUAUUUAAGGUCAAAUGUCCAGCCUCUUGAAUGUUCCCGAUUAGUUAUGCUUUAUAAUUAUGUAAGUAUUUAUUUGAUCGUAUGUUUAGCUGGGAUGCAAAUAUAAAUACAAUUUAUGUUUAUAUAUUCUUAAGUUGACUUCGUUUUUGUUUACUAGUAAGAUCUUCAUGUUAAUGGACCUUGAUUUGUAAAAACGUUGUUGAAUUAAAUCUGUUUUAAUCACGGAAUAUCUUGAUUGUUAGUAUUGAUGAAUUCGAGUUAAAGUUAAGCCCCAAUCUCCUAAUAGCGCUUUUUUGGUUGCAGCUUAGCCCCAAUCUCCCAUUUUUUUCGCAAUAAAUGGAAAAACACUUAAUUAGGGCGACGUGACCCUACCUUUGUUUUCAGUAGCAUUUUUAUGCAUUUCGAAGUUAAAGCUAUUCAUUUUUUAAAUUACCCCCAAGACCAAUUUUUACUGAUCUCUUGCUGCCAGACUUCAUGCCCCCAAAAUAUGAGGUCAUUAAGAUGACUUUUCGAAACAUUUCCGAUUACAGCAAAUAGGCCUAGUCGCCCAAAAUACUACCUUAAUACACCAGAUUAUUUUUGAUGCGUAUUUGGGUAGUUGAAGAAUACUAUAUUUUUGUAAAAUUUAUAAAAUUAUGUCGUUUAAAAGGAGUUUGCGUAUAUUCUAUGACAAUAUCGGUUAUAUUUUUAGAAAUCCACAUUUAGAAAUUUGAA
Messenger RNA from Rhopilema esculentum, 2069 nucleotides. RefSeq lists its product as uncharacterized. The record is from RefSeq and is a predicted model, not a curated record. Lineage: Eukaryota; Metazoa; Cnidaria; Scyphozoa; Rhizostomeae; Rhizostomatidae. Gene Ontology annotation, molecular function: calcium ion binding.